Messenger RNA from Daldinia decipiens, 1143 nucleotides. RefSeq names its product DNA-directed RNA polymerases I. The coding region runs from base 571 to 1020 and encodes 149 amino acids. The transcript has 2 exons. Gene Ontology annotation, molecular function: DNA-directed RNA polymerase activity. Lineage: Eukaryota; Fungi; Ascomycota; Sordariomycetes; Xylariales; Hypoxylaceae. The record is from RefSeq and is a predicted model, not a curated record. Gene Ontology annotation, cellular component: RNA polymerase I complex; RNA polymerase III complex; RNA polymerase II, core complex. Gene Ontology annotation, biological process: DNA-templated transcription.
AUGGGAUUUAACGUUACACAAAUGUAAAAGCUGUGGGUUUGAGGACCACGCUUUUUAACUUUUUUGACUUUUUUGACUUUUUUAGCCUUUUUAGCGCCUUUUGGACCCACUUUUCAGGGAAUGCCCUCAAUUUUGAGAACGUUCUCCUUUUGAGAAUCAUUCUCAUAUAGGGAACGGGGCAGCUGUUAAGGUGUGCAUAGAUUAUAGGGAACGCUUUUUAAUUAUAGAACAGUUCUUCGUACCCACCCUACCCCGCUAUGGUACCUAUUAAUUAAUCCCUUAAAAAGAUUUGUUUUUUUAGCUCCUAGCAGAGCCGCAAAGGUCCCCUGUAAAUACAAGGCUUCACCGCUUUCAGUGGACACCCCGCAUCAACGGCGGAAUUCCAUUUAGAGCUUCCAUUGAGAAAAGAAAAAAAGCGGCCGCGCCAAAACUCGAUACUUCCGUCUCGUCCUUCCCACUUCCCACCUCCCAACCCGAUACGCCGCCACACCCAUUCAACAAAUCCAUCUAGAAACCAAUUGCCCAAACCAAACCAAAUCAAGCCAAACCAAAAAUAACCCUUCCCUCAAUAUGUCGAACCUCGCAGCGGGCGACGCGCAGCUCUUCGAAGACACCUUCACGGUGACGACCUACGACCAAUCCAAAUACGACCGCGUGGCGCGUAUCGGCGGCACGUCCACCGACAACCUGACGACGAUGCAGCUCGACAUCAACAUCGAGUUGUUCCCCCUCCGCGUCGGCAGCAACAUCGAGGUCGUGCUGGCUACUAGCCUGUCGCUCGACGGCACCAAAGACGAGGAGGAAGAGAAAGGGUGGCGUCACGUUCGCAACGAGUCGUCCCUCGCCGACAUGUACGACUACGUGUGCCACGGCAAGAUCUACAAGUUUGAGGAUGGUGUUGAUGGUCAGACUAUUCGCGCGUACAUCUCGUUUGGCGGCUUGUUAAUGAUGCUGGAGGGUCCCUAUAAGAAGUUAACGCCGUUGCGUGUCGACAACACCUACCUCCUAGUUAAGAAAUGAUUUGCUAUUGCAUAGCACUCUUUACUCGCCCAUCGGCGAGACCACGGCUGAUUCACGAUUUAAUGUGAGUUACAUAUAAUCUGGAGGCCAACGUGUAGAGAGGAUGGUUAUUGCAUAUUACAG